This is a messenger RNA of Microthlaspi erraticum, 2409 nucleotides long. The record is from the annotation of a GenBank genome assembly. Lineage: Eukaryota; Viridiplantae; Streptophyta; Magnoliopsida; Brassicales; Brassicaceae.
AUGGAUGCUUCGGUGGUGAGAUUUUCGCAAUCGCCGGCGAGACUGCCGCCGGAAUUUGAACCAGAUAUGGAGAAGAUUAAACGGAGGCUGCUAAAGUACGGUGUUGAUCCUACUCCCAAAAUCCUAAAGACUCUCCGGAAGAAGGAAAUUCAAAAAUACAACCGGAAAACCAAGCGCCAAAUCGAUUCCGAGGCGGAGGUGUAUACGGAGGCGCAGAAACAAUCUAUGGAGGAAGAAGCUCAUUUCCAAACCGUAAGGCGGGAAUUCAAGCAAUUCAAUAGAACCAUUUCCGGGAAAAGGGGCGGCGAAGGGGGAAGGAUUGACGGUGGUUUGAUGGUGGGGAAUCCAUGGGAAGGAAUCGAGAGAGUGAGAUUGAAGGAGCUCGUCAGUGGUGUCCGGCGAGAAGAGGUCAGUGGUGGUAAACUGAGGAAAGAGAAUCUAAAAGAGCUUAAGAAGAUACUUGAGCAGGAUCUCCGUUGGGUUCUCGAUGACGACGUUGACGUAGAAGAGUACGCGUUGGCGGGAAACGAAGACAGAGAUUUUGAUCCUGCAAAGCGGUGGCGUAACGAAGGAGAAGCCGUCAGAGUUCUCGUUGACAGAUUGAGUGGUAGAGAAAUCACUGAGAAGCACUGGAAAUUUGUGAGGAUGAUGAAUCAAUCAGGGCUUCAGUUCACUGAAGAUCAGAUGCUUAAGAUUGUUGAUAGAUUGGGACGUAAAAAGAGCUGGAAACAAGCUUCAGCUGUUGUUCAUUGGGUGUAUUCUGAUAAGAAGCGUAAACAUCUCAGGAGCAGGUUUGUUUACACGAAGCUUUUGUCUGUUGUUGGGUUUGCAAGGAGGCCACAGGAAGCUCUCCAGAUAUACAAUCAGAUGCUUGGUGAUCGCCAGUUGUAUCCUGAUAUGGCGGCAUACCACAGUAUUGCUGUAACACUUGGUCAAGCUGGUUUUUUGAAGGAAUUGCUGAAACUAAUCGAGUGUAUGAGACAGAAACCGACGAAAUUAAUGAAGAGUUUGCGUCAAAAGAACUGGGAUCCUGUGCUUGAACCCGACGUGGUUGUGUACAAUGCUAUUCUGAAUGCUUGUGUUCCGUUACUCCAAUGGAAGGCUGUUACAUGGGUAUUCAUUGAGUUAAGAAAAAAUGGUCUGAGACCUAAUGGAGCUACAUAUGGACUUGCAAUGGAGGUUAUGCUGGAGUCAGGGAAGUAUGAUCGUGUUUACGAAUUCUUUAGGAAGAUGAAAAGCAGUGGUGAAGCUCCAAAAGCAAUUACAUACAAAGUUCUAGUCCGAGCUCUCUGGAGAGAAGGCAAAAUCGAGGAAGCUGUUGAAGCAGUCAGAGAUAUGGAACAGAAAGGAGUUAUAGGAUCAGGCUCAGUUUACUACGAAUUGGCAUGCUGUCUCUGCAGUAACGGGCGCUGGCGUGAUGCAAUGCUUGAGGUGGGGAAGAUGAAAAGACUUGAAAAUUGCAGGCCGCUCGAGAUCACCUUCACGGGACUCAUAGCGGCUUCACUGAACGGUGGCCAUGUUGAUGAUUGCUUGGCUAUAUUUCAAUACAUGAAGGAUAAAUGCGACCCGAAUAUAGGCACCGUGAACACGAUGCUGAGAGUUUACGGAAGGAAUGAUAUGUUUAUGGAAGCUAAAGAAUUGUUUGAAGAGAUUGUCAGAGAAAAAGAGACUCAUCUGAUGCCAGACGAGUACACAUACAGCUUUAUGCUUGAAGCUUCAGCUAGAUCGCUCCAAUGGGAAUACUUUGAGCAUGUGUACCAGACGAUGAUUCUUUCCGGAUAUCAAAUUGAUCAAACGAAACACACACCAAUGCUUAUAGAAGCAUCAAGAGCUGGGAAGUGGACUCUUCUAGAGCACGCCUUCGACGCAAUUCUUGAAGAUGGAGAAGUCCCUAACGCAUUGUUCUUCACCGAAAUGUUGUGUCAUGCGACAGCUAAAGGCGAUUACCAAAGAGCGAUCACGCUGAUCAACACGGUGGCUCUCGCUUCUUUCCAGAUCAGUGAGGAACAAUGGACCGAUGUUUUCGAGGAGAAUCAAGACCGGGUUACUCAGGAGAAACUACAGGAGCUGUCUGAUCAUCUCCUUGACUGUGAGUAUGCAAGUGAACCAACGGUCAUAAACCUCUCAAAGUCAUUGAAUUGUCUUUGUGGGUCUUCUUCUUCUUCUUCAACGAAACCGUUGUUAGCUAUUGAUGAAACAACUCAAAGUCACAGCGAGAAAACAGAGGAAGAUUUGCUUCUUCAAGAUACAACAAUGGAAGAUGCUAAUGGUGAAGCUUGGGAAUUUACGAAGACUGAACUAGAGACGUUGGGUCUAGAACAACUCGAAAUUGAUGAUGACGAUGAAGAUUCUAGUGAAUCUGAUUCACUUUCAGUUUAUGACAUUCUGAAAGAAUGGGAAGAGACUUGA